AUGCCUGGAAUUCUGCCGAUGAAAGUUAUCAAGGUGGGCACAAGCUCGCAAAGCCGGAUUGCCCAGGCUUGCGAUCGGUGCCGCAGCAAGAAGAUCCGCUGCGAUGGCAUCCGUCCAUGCUGCUCGCAGUGUGCCAACGUCGGGUUUGAAUGUCGCACCAGCGACAAACUCAGCCGACGCGCGUUCCCGCGCGGCUACACCGAGUCAUUAGAAGAAAGGGUAAGGGCGCUGGAGGCUGAAAAUAGGGAGUUGAAGGAUUUGCUCGACGAGAAAGACGAAAAAAUUGACAUGCUAUCCAAGAUGCAUAGUCAUCAUCAUCAACGACGUCCGUCUGUGGGUUCUGUUGCCAGUGCGACACCCGGCGCCAGCGCAGCAGCGUCCAAGAGAUCCCCGUCGCCAGCGAAGGAAGAUACAUUCCGCGUACAGGCGUCACCUCUGCUGCUUGGGGUGGAAAAUUCGGAUUCUUAUUUCAUGGGCCCUUCGAGCGGUCGCUCGUUCAUUGGUGAGCACCCUAUAGGACGAACGCGCUGCCCUACGAGUCUAACCGUCUUUGCAGAGACCUUCAAACGCAAAAUCCAGGAGAGCGGGAAAUCUUGCUCGGACUUCAACCCUGAAGCCUUCUUGCACAUCCAAGGGUGCUACCCCUUGGUAACACAACCACCGUCAUCGUCCAUGAGAAUACCGCCCCGGCUCUUUACUGAUAGAUGCGUCAACAUCUAUUUCCAAGAGUGGGCACCGUUAUUCCCCGUCCUACAUAAGCCGACUUUCCUCCGAAUCUAUGAAGAGUUCGUCGCCGAUGCCGAUAAGAUGAAGGGUAGCCACCAGGUUGCUCAACUCAACCUGGUCUUCAGUAUCGCUGCACUUUCCAGCGACCUCCCGGAUACUGAACAAAUCGCUGCUUGUGAAAUCCAGUGGCAGAAGGCUUUAGACGCGAUUCUAAUGGAGAACACGAUGAACACUCUGCAAUGCCUUGUUCUUGCAUUGAUGUAUUGCACCAUCCGUGCUGACUACAAGCGCCUCAUUCAUUAUAAGGGCGUCGCCGUUGCGUUAUCUCAUCGGCUGGGAUUGCAUCAAAGUCAGAAACGGUUCUCCUUUGGGGCUCUUACUAUCGAGACCAGAAAGAAGGUUUUCUGGACCUUAUACACUCUUGACUGCUUUUCUGCUGCUAUACUUGGGCUGCCAAAGGUCCUUAAAGAGGAGGAUGUGCACGCUGAAUAUCCCUCCGACUGUGAUGACGAGUAUGUCACCGAAAAGGGAUUCCAGCCAACUCUCCCUGGAGAAUAUACCAAGUUGUCGAGUGCAUUAGCGCUGUUCAGAGUGUCACGGAUUCUCUCCAAGGUGCUUGAGAAGAGUUACCCUGCCGCUACUUCAUACGAUCUGUCGUUGCAACAGAUGUCAGCUCUGGAUGCCGAACUAUCGGAUUGGGAUGAAAAUCUCCCCGCACAUCUCAAGUUGACCUUCGCGCAGGACAAGCCCUCGACUGACGUUACCGGAAGUCGGUCCCCAAUUCUCGCGCUUGCUUUGUAUUAUAUUCGGACCCUGAUACAUCGACCUGCUGUUGGUUCUAGCCUGGGCCCCAAGGCCGCGCCGUCUCUUCUCGCGAUCGGCGAGUCAAGCAAGCAUAUGGUCCAGAUCGUGCACUUGUUGGAAGAGAGAAGCAUGUCGUUUUCUUUCUGUCUUAACAAGACUGACGUGCUCAUGCUAUGUGCCAUGACUUUGUUGUACCAAACACUCGACCUGAAGCAGGACAGCAGACUCGUGAAGGACGCGGAGCGUUUAGUCAACAGCGUACUGAAAGGCUUCACGAAGGCCAAGGCGGCAGGCGCGCAUGAUCUGAAAAGAGUCGCAGCGAUGCUGAUCUCCGUCGAUGAGCCUGCAUCGCCCGCAUCUAGCGGUGCAAGUCCAACUUCAUCUGCGCCUUCGAAGAUGCCUAAGCCUUCGCCACAGGCUGCUAUGCCUAGGAAAUCUUUCUAUAGUCUUGGUCGACACUCAAGUAUGACCAUGAGUGAGACAGACCUGUUGUCACAGCAGGAAAAACUCAGACGGAUGACAUUGCCACACUCGUCCGCAGUCAGACCUGAGCUUUAUCGCUCGCCGUCGCGUGCAUCUUUCGAUGAUGCUAUGCAAAGACCGUCGAUACCUCAUCCCGAUUCCCGGUUCUCCAUCUCACAAAUCCAACAAAGCAUGAUGAGACUCGCCCCAACGAACAGAGGCAAGUCGAACCUUGACUACUUGUCUCUUGGAGCCAGCUCAAUGACGCCGCAACCACCUUCACCCAUGCAAACAAGAAUGCCGGCCCCGCAACAUGUCGCGCAGGGUCAGCAAACACGCUCGCCAUCAUACUCGGCGAACACGCCUGUAACUAAAGCCGGCUCAGGAGGAGGAAUGUCAGCUACAGAGUGGGAGUCACUACUCGGUUCACUGGACGGGGGGCAAGUCAACCUCUACGAUGCAAUCUACGGAGGUCCUGGUCUCUCUCUCGAGACCCCCACAACCGUUGCCACCAACUAUAACGAUUGGUCUCCGGACUCCUGGGAUCUAGCGGGGUUCAAUCUCGGAGACCUGAACUCCAACCCGGCUCCCCCUCAGAGCGUCCUAAGCUUAAGCGAUGAUAGUCUCAGCUCCGGGGAAGAGCUAGCACCAAACGACGUCUACUACAGCUUAGGACAUGAUGACUUCCGUAACAGCUUGUUACAUCCGAACCGACCCCCGAACGACGGUGGAUUAGUGUUGGACGGGCUGGACUUGAACCUUGGAAUAUGA
This is a messenger RNA of Neoarthrinium moseri, 2763 nucleotides long. RefSeq lists its product as uncharacterized. Gene Ontology annotation, biological process: regulation of DNA-templated transcription; DNA-templated transcription. The record is from RefSeq and is a predicted model, not a curated record. Bases 1 to 2763 code for a protein of 920 amino acids. The transcript has 4 exons. Gene Ontology annotation, molecular function: DNA binding; DNA-binding transcription factor activity, RNA polymerase II-specific; zinc ion binding. NCBI's taxonomy places the organism in Eukaryota, Fungi, Ascomycota, Sordariomycetes, Amphisphaeriales, Apiosporaceae.